GUAAUGUUUAUCAUGUUGGAAGAGUUGCCUCACCUGCACAUGUACUAUGAGUCAGCUUAAACUUGGCAUUUCAUGGGUUUUCUGGGGUUGCAUUUGAAGUUCCGACCGUCGACAGUCUUGUUUGUUUCACUCUGCGCUUCCUUUUCCUGUCGUGUGAAUUUGCAAUCCGAGUCUGCCAGGGCCCAAGCGAGAGAUUCGGAGAUGACACAGUGAAUUGGAUGAGGCACGUUAGAGGUGACAUCCACGGCAAUGGCGGAGGGUUGAAUGAUUUUAUUAAGAUACUGAAGGGCAGAGAAGUGGGAUGGUGAGGGCAGAAAUGAAAGGAAAGAGCAAAAAGCAGGGGUCACAACGUCACGCUUCAUAUCCUUUGCAACUGUAACUGAAGGUAGUUGCCAGCUGAACUCCGAACAACCCUCCUUUUACUGUUGUAGCGACGCUAGGUCGACGCCAUUACCCAUGCGUGGCUCAUUCCCCCGCUUUCUUCUUUCUCCUCAUUUGCUUCUUCUUGGAACUUAUGGUAUCAUCACCGGAAAAUCAUCCCCAGCUUGCUAUGAUUGGGCAGUUCGUAUUCAUGACGAUGUGUUGCCGUUCGAAGUCGAGAACGUUGGUGCUUCUCCCCCGCAACAGCAGAAAAGCCAUUUAGCCCAAGUUGAAUGCGAACAUGAUGACAGUUGAUGAAGCUUCCAAUUGGAAAUUGAAAAUAGAAAUGAGUUCGAAUCUGAGAGAUUUUCUGAAAGGUUACUGUAGGGAACUGUUGGUUGGACUUACUGUAAAAAAGUGCGAUCACUUGCCAUGUCUGCAUGAAUGAGGAAGAAUUGAGGUACGCCAGAGUUUCGGCCAGAAUGUAAUUUCAGCCAAUCUUAGGGUAAAUUGGAAAACGGCAGACGCUCGGAGUGGGGAUAAGAUUUGUUCCGGCCAUCUAGUGGCUACGCGUUGAUCGAUAUUGACAAUGGUGGAGUUCGUCUGCAGCAUUCCAUCCUUGAAGACCUUCACUGAGGUUCCCAAAAUCACAGCAUGGAACAGCUACCAACUAAUGAACCUCAUGCGAGGCAAGGAUGGUGAGGAAAUGCAGAUCAUUAUCAACUACAUGGGAGAGUUGUCCGCAAUUGCUCAAGGGUUGCGCGGUCCCAUCACCAGUGUAGACCGCCUCCUGCAAAGCUUCCAAAAGAUCUACCUCCUCACAAGCAGCGUCCCGGGGAAUUCGGGUCACAUUCUUGCUCAGGGUAUCCUCAAAGUUGGUCAGAAGCACCUCUUCAUCCGACGAACCCCGAACGCUCCCCUUGUGGAGAUAUCACCUCUCUGUGUGCUAGAUUUUUACGUGCACGAAUCCUACCAAAGGCAGGGACUGGGGCAUAUGUUAUUCAGGUCCAUGCUCGAGCAGGAGAAGAAGAGGCCAUGUCAGCUUGGCUACGACAAACCCUCUAACAAACUGCUCUCCUUCAUGUCCAAGUACUACAAUCUAAGAAGCUACAACGACCAGGCAAAUCAGUUUGUUGUGUACAACGACUACUUUGUGGAUGCGAAGAAUGAGGCACAGAAGGAGAAGGAGAAUCGCGACAAGGAACUCAAUGGAACGCCUGACAUUGGCACAAACCCCAGGAAGGAUGAAGUCCUUCAUGACAGUCAGGCAAAUCUACAAGUAAUUGAUGUAGACGACCAGUGUAGUUCCAAUCGCUCUGACAUCAGCCGGCUUACGACCGCCGAAGCAAGACCACCAAAUCUGCAUGUUAAGGAGCCACCCAAACAACCAUUGUUUCGAGGAGGCAGAAAAAAAAUUUGGCAGUCGAAACAAGGCUAUUCAGAAAAGCCACCUAAUUCGGCAGAUACGCUGCACACAACCGACGCGCGCAGUUCGCUUCAAUCUCCAACAAAAGCUACAUUAUCUCUGAAGGAUGCGUACAGACAGGGUCUCAACGAUCAGGGAAUAAGUUUGCACGCAAGAAAGUCCUCGAAUUCCCUGAGCAGCGAACCGAAAAGGUGUCAGGAGAAUCAUGGAGCUAACAACCUACACGAACCCGGCGUCACACUACUCUACAGUGUCAUCGGCGAGGAGGAGCGAUUGAAGAUACAGAGUAUGUGCACGCCUUCACUGGCACAAAAGAUGAAUGUCAAACACCCAACUCGUGCAAAUCACAAAGAUCCCAAACCAAUCAAGCCACGACCAAACAUGGGAAGCCCUGUCACAAGACCAACAAGACAGCUUACCCAAAAGGAUCCACCGCCGUCGUGUCCACUCUGGGCCGAUGCAAAGGAGCUAUCCGAAUCACAGCAUUGGCAGGAACGCAACCCGGUGGACUACAAAAGAACUGGCAAAGUCUGUUGUUAGCAGCACAACGACCCAUAGUCUCUCGAAGAAUCUACAUAAUGUUGCACAAUCAACGGGUCCUUAAUACGUCCCUCAUUGUAAUUUACCACUGCAACCUAGUACUGCUUCGCAAAACCGCAACCCUGUCCAAAACGGCAUCCGGGACCCACCAAACUGAUUAGCCGCGAACACCAAUUCUUCGAAUCCUCUAAAAAAAUUCUGAUCGAAGUCAACAUUAAUCAUGGGUGCCAAUUUUUAAUGCUUGCUAAGACAAUGCCGGUUCGCAACACCAGGGCGGAGAAAAUUAGGUCAUCGAUAAACAGAAUGGGUGAUGCUCGAAAUCUUGCUAAAGCGUUGGUGCACCUUAGUGAACAGAGUGGAUGGUUUCAUUGCCAAUGGAUAAAUGAUAUUUGUGAUACUUGGUGCGUUCCGCACUAUCUGAUAAAAAUGCACAGCACUGUGAAUUGGAGCUCUCAAAGUUGGAAGAAUAGGCAUGCCUACACUGAGCUGGCAGUGACGGGGCUGCUGGCUAAUGGCCAUUAUUCUCAGAUGGGUUCCGCUUGAGAUGUUGACGAACUUUGAAUCAAGCUUGAAUUCUUCAUAUGGCAUAAAAGAAUAGAGGCUGAGAGAGGUGGCGGAGUAGUGAUUUUAGGGUUUCAGAAGUCGUCGAGAGUGUGGCUGAUUGCGGGCACGGCUGUCGCCGCAUCGCACAACUGCAAGUUGUUUCUGAGUUUGUUUUGGAAUUAGUUGCCUUGCACUUGAAUAGAGAAUUUUAUUUUUUUUAUUAUUAUUCUUUAAA
Molecule: messenger RNA, 3104 nt
Organism: Physcomitrium patens
Lineage: Eukaryota; Viridiplantae; Streptophyta; Bryopsida; Funariales; Funariaceae
Biological process (GO): alpha-tubulin acetylation
Cellular component (GO): microtubule
Molecular function (GO): tubulin N-acetyltransferase activity
Source: RefSeq, a predicted model, not a curated record